Messenger RNA from Prunus avium (sweet cherry), 1320 nucleotides. The record is from RefSeq and is a predicted model, not a curated record. Lineage: Eukaryota; Viridiplantae; Streptophyta; Magnoliopsida; Rosales; Rosaceae.
AUGGAGAGAAGUUGUUUCCUCUUGUCAAUCACCUUCUUGCUGGUGCUGCAGCUGCAGUACAGUUCUAUAGGCAUGCCCCAUGAAUUGUCUUAUUUGCGUCGCCUCAAGUUUAUUAGCUUCAAAUUCAACAAUUUUAUGGGAUAUAUUCCAUCGUGGUUUGGGUCCUUCCCCAAACUUGAAGGCUUUUAUUUGUAUGGUAAUCAGUUUUCAGGUACCAUACCUGCAACUAUCUUCAACUUAUCUACAUUGCAAGACAUAGAUCUAAGCUAUAACAAACUAUCAGGUGCAAUACCUAGAGAAAUAGGGAACUUAACAAUGUUGAAGACGAUAAAUCUUGACUCCAACAAUUUCAAUGAAAUUCCAAAAGAGAUCGGCUUUUUACAUCAGCUGGAGAGGUUGUAUGUGCAAUUUAAUGUCCUAAAAGGCCCUGUUCCUAUGGUUGUUUUCAACAUGUCUUCUUUGACUACGUUGACUCUAUAUGAAAACAGCUUGAGUGGUGGUCUUCCAGACAGUAUAUGCCAACAUCUUCCUAGUCUUCAACGCUUGAGUUUGGGUCGCAACCAGUUUGAUGGUCCACUUCCAUCCAAAUUAUGGCAAUGCAGAGAGCUUCUUAUACUAUAUUUGAGUCAAAACAAUUUCAGUGGAAGCAUACCAAAGAAUAUUGGGAACUUAACAAUGAUGAAGGAGAUAUCCCUUGGCUACAACAAUUUGACGGGCACUAUUCCAUGGUCCUCAAUAUUCAAUAUCUCCACCAUCACACGGCUGUCGCUUUCUUUUAAUCAGCUAUCUGGUAGCCUCCCAGCAAACAUGGGUCUUGGGCUUCCAAACCUACAAGAACUCUAUCUUAAUGCAGCUGGUCUCAGCGGAGUACUCCCGAACCUCUCCAAUGCUUCUAUGCUCACGCGGCUUGGGUUGGCGCGAAACUCAUUUACAGGGUUUAUUCCUAGCACGCUAUGUGCCUUAACAAACCUUCAGCGGCUUAACUUAGCCUCAAAUAAUUUGACGAUUGAUACUUCCACUAUCUCUUGUUUGGUUAAUCUUGGAAAUUUGACAUUUUUAGCCUUGUCAGCUAAUCCGUUAAAUGCGAGACUUGAUGAUUCCUUUCGGAAUUUCUCUACAUCAUCGCUUCAAUAUCUUUCUUUAUUCAAUUGCAACAUGAGGGGUAACAUUCCCAUUGGUAUUGGCAACUUGAGCAGCUUGGUAAUGUUAUCCAUGGGAGGCAAUCAAUUGAGUGGAUCAAUUCCAACUUCACUGGGAAGACUUCGGAAUCUCCAAGUAAUCAGCUCUCUGGUUCUGUACCUUCUUGCUUGGGAAAUCUAA